ACUCACACACACACACACGCUGAGAGAGAGGAAGGUGAGGCUGAGCUUUCCUUGCGCACCUCUGGAUCGGACCCGCAGAACCCGCAGGACCCGCAGGAGGGAACCUUCCUCCACCCGCAGCUCUGCGUCAAAGGUUCCUCAAGCUGACCUGUGACCCUCCUGUUACCUUUGACUUGUGACCAUGGCGGUCCGUGAAAUUCUUCGGUUUGGGUCAGACAGUCACAGGGAUCCGGAUCCGGCAGCAGCGCUUUAAGGUUCGGUCCAGAAGCUCUUUUCUUCUCCUCCUGUACGUCUGUGUCUGUGAGCCGCCGCCCAGCAUGCGUCCGUCCCUCGCCACCGCGGUCCUCCCACCCAGGACCCGCUCCCACAAUCCCCCCAACCUGUCGGUGGGAGGCCGUGAACACCUGUCGGCCCCCCGCCGGCGCAGCCCUCACCUGCGCCACACGCUGAGCCCGGAGAACCUGCGGACGCUGGCGGAGCGCGGCGGGGCGGCCGUGGACGCCGCCUCCGUCAUAGGGCCGGUCGGGCUCACGAGGGCCAACAGCGACACCGACCUGGUGACCUCGCAGAGCCGCUCCUCGCUCACGGCGUCCACGCUGGAGUACACGCUGAACCGCGCAAACCUGGUCAUCACCUGGGACAUCAAGGAGGAGGUGGACGCCACCGACUGGAUCGGGCUGUACCACAUCGAUGAGACCAGUCCGUCCAACGUGUGGGACUGCAAGAACCGAGGCGUCAACGGGACCCAGAGGGGCCAGAUCGUCUGGAGGCUGGAGCCCGGACCCUACUUCAUGGAGCCGGAGACCAGGAUCUGCUUCAAGUAUUACCACGGAGUGAGCGGAGCCCUGAGGGCCACCACGCCCUGCAUCACUGUGAAGAACCCGGCGGUUCUGGUGGAAGGUCUGGCAGAGCAGGUCGGCGUUGAACAUCCACGGAAACUCAUCAGCUUCACGCUGACCGACCUGCGCUCCACCGGCUUGAAGAAAGGCAUGUUUUUCAAUCCGGACCCGUAUCUGAAGAUGUCCAUCCAUCCUGGGAAGAGAAACAUCUUCCCGGUCUUCAGCCACCACGGACAGGAACGCCGGUCGGCCAUUAUCGCCAACACCACCAACCCCGUCUGGCACGGCGAGAAAUACACGUUUGUGGCGCUGAUGACGGACAUCCUGUACAUCGAGGUCAAGGACAAGUUUGCUAAAAGUCGUCCAAUCAUCAAGCGUUUCCUGGGUCAGCUGGCGAUUCCUGUGCAGCGGCUCAUCGAGAAGAUUCCAGGGGUCCAGCCGGUCAGCUUCCCGUUGUGCCGCCGCCUGCCCACCGAACACGUCAGCGGCCAGCUGCAGUUCCGGGUGGAGCUGACGUCCACGGGGCCCGAUGGCGCCUCGCCAGACUCCAUCAUCGGCCUGUCACCGCUGAACGGCGCCCCGGGGACGCCGUCAGACGACGAGGACCUUCCCCACACGUUGCCAGGCGUACUGUCCGCCGGCCUCUCCCCCGGCCCUCAGGGGCCCCACGGCCUGUGGGAAGGCGGGGCCGCCGCUCUGCCGGAGAAAGAGCUGCCCGCCGUGCGUCCGGCGCGCUUCGUGGAGGUGGCGGCGGUUUGUGAGCGCUCCAUCUUCCAGCGGUCGCUGAGCGAGGGUCUGGACGCCAUCGAGGCCCCGAAGGGCCCCGGUGAGAGGCCCCUGGGCGCCGCCUCACCCAGGCUGUGCUCCAGCUUCCCCACGCACACCCGGCUCAGCGACAUCCUGCACAUCGACUCCGACGAGGACGAGGAGCGCUCUGCCGUCAACGAGCUGCCGCCCCUUCCGCUGUCGCCGCUGCUGCUGAACGGAGAGCCUCCUGAUGGCGGCGGCGGCCCCGACGAUGACGACCUGUUCCUGGUGGAACCGGAGCUCUCGCUGCAGGGGGCGGAGGGGGGGCCUGGGGACGCCCUGGGCGCAGAGCCGGAUCUGGAGCCGGACGACGGUUUGGAGCCGGAGGUUUUCCUGGAGGUGGAGGAGGAGCACAUUGUUACCCAUGAUGCUUUGCCAGAGGCUGUGGAGGCUCUGGAACUGGAGGGGGCGCCGGGCGAAGACCCUACGUCAGAGAUGGAUUCCUUCUCCAUGGCAACAGCACCUCAGACCGCCGGCUCCUCCUCCGACAGUGGAGCGGUUACCAUGGCAACCGCUGUGGAAGCUGAUGAAGGAGCGGCGACGACCAUCGACCCGGGAGGAGACGGGGAGCCCGGCCCGCCGCCGACCUCCCCACCGAGGGAUGAUGAUGAGGAUGAGGAUGAGGAGGCAGGAGGAAGACCGGCGGCCUCCGAGGCCGAAGCUGAUCCUCCGGCCGCCAGCGAGCCGCCGCAGGAGGAGGAGGGCGUCGCCGUGAGGAGGCGGAGCCUGCAGGCUGUGGGCGGCGGUGAUGACGGACAGGAAGUGGCGGAGACCAAGACUCGGGAGGAGGGGGGGUCUGCGGAUACCACGGAAACAGACAGGGAGGAAGACACUCCGGUUAACGGCCAUCCGGUCCGAUCGCUGCCCUCGGUGCGCCACGACAUCCACCGAUACCAGAGGGUGGACGAGCCGCUGCCCCCAGUGAGUGUGUACUGGGAGGCUCGGAUCGACAGCCACGGCCGGAUCUUCUUCGUGGAUCAUGUGAACAGGACGACCACGUGGCAGCGGCCCACCGGACCGCCCGCCCCGCAGGGCAUGACCCGCUCCAACUCCAUCCAGCAGAUGGAGCAGCUCAACCGCAGAUACCAGAGCAUCAGGAGGACCAUAACCAGCAACGAGCGUCCAGAGGAAUCCUCCGCUGAGCUGCCGGAGCCGGAGGGCGAGCUGAUGCCUCACUCCAUCUCCGAAUAUCGCAGAGAAAGCGCGGUGGCUCACUCCAGCAGCCGUUCACGCCUCUCCCUCCUGCUGCAGUCGCCCAGCGCCAAGUUCCUGUGCAGCCCAGAUUUCUUCACCGUGCUGCAUUCAAACCCUAGUGCCUACCGCAUGUUUACGAGCAACACUUGUCUGAAGCACAUGAUCAGCAAGGUGCGGCGGGACGCUCACUACUUUGAGCGCUACCAACACAACCGCGACCUCGUGACCUUCCUCAAUAUGUUCGCCAACAAGCAGCUGGAGCUCCCCCGCGGCUGGGAGAUGAAGCACGACCACACUGGGAAGCCUUUCUUUGUGGAUCACAACUGUCGGUCGACGACCUUCAUCGACCCCCGGCUGCCGCUGCAGAGCUCGCGCUCCACCGGGUUGCUGGCCCACCGCCAGCACCUGAGCCGCCAACGGAGCCACAGCGCCGGGGAGGUGGUGGAUGACUCACGGCAGAGCGGCCUGCCCGCCAUGCCCCGGCCCUCCAGCACCUUCAGCGGGUCCAGCCGCAGCCCGUAUCACGACGUGGUUCCUGUGGCUUACAACGACAAGAUAGUGGCUUUUCUACGCCAACCCAACAUCUUUGAGGUCCUGCAGGAGCGGCAGCCCGAGUUAGCCAGGAACCACUCCCUAAAGGAGAAGGUUCAGUUCAUCCGCAGCGAGGGCGUCAACGGACUCGCCCGUCUGUCCAGCGACGCCGACCUCGUCAUGCUGCUCAGCCUGUUUGAGGAGGAAGUGAUGUCAUACGUGCCGCCGUUGCUCCACCCAGGUUACAGCCUGUCUUCUCCUCAGAGCUCUCCAGGAACGCCGCGCGCCAACGCGCGAGCGCCCGCUCCGUACAAGAGAGACUUUGAGGCGAAACUGAGGAACUUCUACCGGAAGCUGGAGACGAAGGGCUACGGCCAGGGACCGGGGAAAGUCAAGCUCAUCAUCCGCAGAGAUCACCUGCUGGAAGACGCCUUCAACCAGAUCAUGUGUUAUUCCCGUAAAGACCUGCAGAGGAGUAAACUCUACGUCAGCUUCGUCGGCGAGGACGGGCUGGACUACAGCGGGCCGUCCAGAGAGUUCUUCUUCCUGGUGUCCAGAGAGCUCUUCAACCCGUACUACGGUUUAUUCGAGUAUUCGGCCAAUGACACGUACACGGUCCAGAUCAGCCCCAUGUCCGCCUUCGUGGACAACCACCACGAAUGGUUUCGGUUCAGCGGGCGGAUUCUGGGUCUGGCUCUGGUUCAUCAGUACCUGCUGGACGCGUUCUUCACUCGCCCGUUCUAUAAAGGCCUUCUGCGCAUCCCGUGUGACCUCAGCGACCUCGAGUUCCUGGAUGAGGAGUUCCACCAGAGCCUGCAGUGGAUGAAGGACAACGACAUUGAGGACAUGCUGGACCUCACCUUCACCGUCAAUGAGGAAGUCUUCGGACAGAUCACAGAGAGAGAGCUGAAGCCCGGCGGGGCGGGAAUCCCCGUGUCCGAGAAGAACAAGAAGGAAUACAUCGAGCGCAUGGUGAAGUGGCGCAUCGAGCGCGGCGUGGCGCAGCAGACCGAGAGCCUGGUCCGAGGCUUUUAUGAGGUGGUGGAUGUGCGCUUGGUGUCGGUGUUUGACGCCCGGGAGCUGGAGCUGGUCAUCGCAGGAACAGCGGAGAUCGAUCUGACUGACUGGAGGAACAACACAGAGUACAGAGGAGGUUACCAUGACAACCACAUGGUGGUCCGCUGGUUCUGGGCGGCUGUGGACCGGUUCAACAACGAGCAGAGGCUGCGGCUGCUGCAGUUCGUGACGGGAACGUCGAGCGUUUACGAAGGCUUCGCCUCGCUGCGCGGAAGCAACGGACCGCGCAGGUUCUGCGUGGAGAAAUGGGGGAAGAUCACGUCUUUACCCAGGGCUCAUACCUGCUUCAACCGGCUGGACCUGCCUCCCUACCCGUCUUUCUCCAUGCUGUAUGAGAAGCUGGUGACGGCCGUGGAGGAGACCAGCACCUUCGGUCUGGAGUAGCGUCUGGAAACCUGUGGUCCGUUGAGGAGAAUCAGAGAAGAAACAGACGGCGCACCA
Molecule: messenger RNA, 4889 nt
Organism: Poeciliopsis prolifica (blackstripe livebearer)
Lineage: Eukaryota; Metazoa; Chordata; Actinopteri; Cyprinodontiformes; Poeciliidae
Gene: hecw2a
Product: HECT, C2 and WW domain containing E3 ubiquitin protein ligase 2a
Biological process (GO): regulation of dendrite morphogenesis
Molecular function (GO): protein binding; ubiquitin-protein transferase activity
Source: RefSeq, a predicted model, not a curated record